Drosophila erecta is the source of this 649-nucleotide messenger RNA. It is a transcript of the gene MED21, whose product is annotated as mediator of RNA polymerase II transcription subunit 21. The record is from RefSeq and is a predicted model, not a curated record. NCBI's taxonomy places the organism in Eukaryota, Metazoa, Arthropoda, Insecta, Diptera, Drosophilidae. Gene Ontology annotation, cellular component: mediator complex. Bases 190 to 618 code for a protein of 142 amino acids. The transcript has 3 exons. Gene Ontology annotation, biological process: regulation of transcription by RNA polymerase II. Gene Ontology annotation, molecular function: transcription coregulator activity.
UUUGUCUCAUUGAUAGUCCCGCACCAGUGUGGAAAUCAUAUUAAGAGCCUUUCUACUUUUAAGCGAAAAAUAUUGAGACGGUCAAGGCUUUGCGCUUUAUCCAUGAAUAAGAUUAUAAAAGGAUGUGUUGAUAUUUUUUAUAGCACCAUCCCGUCAUUGAUUGUAAAAAAUUGUUAAUUGGAUACUAACAUGGCUGACCGGCUUACACAAUUGCAAGACACCGUUAAUCAGCAAGCAGAAAACUUCUGCAAUGCCAUUGGUGUAAUUCAACAAACAUCUUUUCCGAGUAAAUUUGUUAAUUUUGAACGUAUCGGACCCCAAACGCCAAACUCGUGUCAGCCGCAAGAAGACUAUGCCCAACUAUUUGCACAGUUAAUUGCACGAUGUGCUAAAGACAUCGACACUUUAAUUGAGUCUCUUCCAAAUGAAGACAGCUCUAUUGAACUUCAAAAUUCCAGUCUCAAGAGACUCGAGAUUGAAAACCAACAAACUGCAAGAGACCUUGAGGAAGUAGUGCAAAAAGGCGAACUUUUGCUAGAAAAAAUGCAGUAUGCUUUGGAAAGCAUUGCUCAGGCUCAAUUAGAUAUGCAAAUAACACUUAAACAUGAUUUGCAAUAGCAGCAAACCAAUUUUUUAUAUAAAGGAAUAA